UUUUAAGUCUCCAUAAAAUAAAAAUGUAGAACUCUUGCCAACUGUUGUUUGUUUGUCUAAUGCUCUUGUCACUCUUUCUUGUUUCAUCGAAUAAGUUUAUAAGAAGGCAAAAGGAAACAUGAGGGAGAUGGAAAUGUAGAUUCUGAAGAGGAGGUUUCAGGGUUUUUGUAUGGACAGGCUUCAGAAGGAAGUAAUUGCUCUAAGGAAGAUUUGUGAGAGUGAAGACGGUAUUAUAAUGCCAAAAAAUGACGAAAGCAACGUAAGCUUCAUCUCUUCAACUAUAAAAAAACCUUACUUAAUAAGUUAAUAUGACUAUGUACACAGAUGUUGUUGAAGAAAGUGGAUAACGAAGGCCAUUAAAGUGAAACAAGAAUGCAAAGAGGGAAGCUGCAGCGAGAGAAAAGGAAAAAACGUGUUGGCAGUGUUGAACAAAGAGUCAAAAACGAUGUAGAAAGGCAAACUUUCCGAGAAGGUUUGGUCAUCGUUUCCUUUAUUGUUUGUCUAUGUCUUUUGAGAAAAAUAAUCAGUCAAACUUGAAGACAAAUCUGCUAUUUAUAUGUCUACUAAUUCUAUGAUGUGCAGCCGCCUACAUAUUCACGUUGAAAAUCCUGUCUAAUAGAGGAAGAAGAAGAAGCUUAUUAGAAUGAAGAUAUUCAAGAACAUUGGUCUUCGUUUAGGUGUACAUAUUGAGUAGGUGGGGGAUUACAAGAACCUCGAACUCAAGAAGACGUCUGCGUGUGUUUAUACCGUCUGGAUUGCAAAAUGUGUUUUAAAUGUUGAAAUAAAACUUGCAUCUCUUAGCCUAUCUUUUAGUUGAGAUACUAGCAAUUAUCAUGAGAAUCUAAAGGUAAGUCAGAAUCUGGUCAACACAAAAAAAAAAAAAACAGGGGAAUACUAAUGUUCUCUGUAGUAAGCAAAAAAGAUAUGAGCAUGAAGUUAACAUUUAAAUACAAAAAGACUAUCUCUCUCUUUCUCUCAGGAAGUGAGAAGGAACCGAACCAUAUAGCAAAAUGAAAGGCAUGGUUGAUCUUCGUAGCAAGAUCAAUUUAAAGAGGGAGGAUCUCCAUGGUGCUCUAUGUAAGAUGAUGUUUCCUGCUGUGUAGACGUGCAAGCGUUGGAGGAGGAAAUGAGUUGAAUACCUCUGUGAAUGUUGGGAGAGCAAUGAUACGUAUACAUACCAAAAGGUAAUAUUAAUUUUGCUAUCUAUCAAUAUUACUUUUCCUGUCAGUUUCAAAAAAAAAAAAAUGUAUUGCUUUUGGUGUAUUCAAAAAAAUAAUAUUAUUUAUAAAUACUUUUAAGGUUUCUCAUAUCAGGAUUUGAUGUCUAAAGAUAGAAGAAUGGAUUUAGAGUUGACAAAAGACAAGAGAGCGCAAAACAUGGCGACCCUCUGGUCCAUUAUUUGGAAGACCAAAGAUCCACAGGAUCAACAUCAAACCCUCUCUAUCUGCUUAAUCACGUAAAACAAGACAAAAACAUAUGGCGAAGAACCGAGCGGAUGCUCCGGUGGAGACUCCUCCUCGGAUGAGUGAGGUGGUGGGAGAGAUUGACACUCGUUCUCCCUUCCAAUCCGUUAGAGACGCCGUUAGUUUAUUCCGUCAAGCUAGCUUCUCUAAGCAACAACAACAACCGCGUCUCUCCUCUCCAUCCUCCUCACAGGACGCAACGGAUGUGUCGGAGAAAGAGACGCAGCUUCUGUUAGCAGAACAAGAAAUGGACAGAGUCCAGCUCUGUCUCGAUACCUCUGUCAAAGCCAAAGCAAGAGCUCUCUCUGAUCUCGACUCUGCUCAGCGAAAGGCCUUUGACUUGAGGGCUAAACUAGAAGCCACCAAACAUUCCAAAAAAUCUGCCAUCCUAACCAAACACACAAUGAACCAACGGUUAGAAAAACUCCAAUCUCGAAGCCAAGAAACAGAGCGCGCAAGAGAGAACUACAUUUUAGCUACCGCGGGGCUACUCAUGGCGAGGCAAAAGCUCGCGGAGAUAAAACAAGAAUUCAGCAUUUCCGUGGAAGAGAGGCUAUCAGAGCUUCAUAGAGCAGAGGAAGCAGAGUGCGCAACAGUGGUUAACUCCCAAAAGAUCAGAGACAUGACACAUGAGAUAUCCGAGAUGCGUGACGCUGCUGAGAGGCUGAAGUCAGGUGCUGAUAGGAUAAAAAAAGAAGAGGAAAAGAUCAACGAGGAGAGAGUGGACAUGGGAGAAACUUACGGGGAUAUGAAACAAGAGGCUGAGCUGAGGCUGGAGGAUCUGAGACGAGGUUGUGACCCUGAGCUGAGGAAAGAUAUAGAUGAGCUGGAGGAGAUAUCUGCAGAGAACGAGCUUUUACAAGAGGAGAUCAAACUUGCUAGGGAGCUCAAAGAGGCCAAGAGCGCGAUGCGUGAGAUUUUUGAUGAAGAAAGAUCAUACAAAAGCUUGGUGGGAUCUCUCACGGUGGAGUUGGACGGUGUGCAGAGAGAGAACAGAGAUCUGAAGGGAAAGGAAAACGAGAGAAAAGCUUUUGAAGAAGUAGAAUGGGUUGAAGUGAGUCGAAAGGUCGAUGAAAUCAUCAGUGAAGCUGAGAGGACAAGACAAGAAGCGGAAGAGAUGAGGAUGCAGGUGGAUGAACUCAGGAGAGAAGCAGCAGGCAGGCGUACAGUGAUGGGUGAAGCAGUGAAGCAGCUAGAGAUAGUUGGAAGAGCUGUGGUGAAGGCGAAAACCGCAGAGAGGAGAGCUGUAGAAGACAUGAGAGUACUUACUGAUAAGAAGGAGAGUUUGACUCACGAUGAGCCUGAUAAGAAGAUUAGAAUAUCAUUGAAAGAGUACGAGGAGUUGAGAGGGAAGCAUGAAGAGUCAGAGAGAAUGGUUCAGUACAAGGCCAAAACGGUUGCUGUUCAGCUGGAAGAGAUCAAGGAGAGCAGAGUAGAAGGGGAGAUAAUGCUGGAGGAGAAGAUGAAAGAGAUGGAAGAAGUAGAGGAGGCUAUUGAUUCUGCGUUGAGAAACGCAGAGAUCGCAGAGGAAGCACACUGCAUCGUCGAUGCUGAACUUAGAAAAUGGAAACCACAAGAGUUGUAGCAUAUGCUAUUGAUGUUUAGGUAUUUAGAGAAGUACUAGAAUAUGUCCAUAUAUGUUUUUUUGGAUAAAUUGAUAAUUACUCAGAGUUGUUCAUUAGUGCUAUAACACUGGAACAAAGACUUGAAAGAUAGAUUUUCAAGGGCA
Messenger RNA from Brassica napus (rape), 3192 nucleotides. Its product is annotated as putative WEB family protein At4g17210. The record is from RefSeq and is a predicted model, not a curated record. NCBI's taxonomy places the organism in Eukaryota, Viridiplantae, Streptophyta, Magnoliopsida, Brassicales, Brassicaceae. The transcript is spliced from 2 exons. The coding region runs from base 1477 to 3048 and encodes 523 amino acids.